AUGGCACUGGAAGCUUUGAACUCUCCAAAUACAGCUACUCCAUCGUUUGAAUUCGAGGAUUCAAGCCUCAGCUACAUGGGGGAGCCAUGGGCAAAGCGCAAGCGCUCUAAGCGUCCACGUCUCGACCGCCAACCUACUGAAGAAGAAUAUCUCGCUCUCUGUCUUGUCAUGCUAGCUCGUGGUUCCACCAAUAUCUCAAUUCCCACCUCAGACCACCAAAAAUCCCCCGCCCCUCCAAUAGUAUCCACAUCAUCAGAGCAAAAAAUCAGUUACAAGUGUUCCGUAUGCAACAAGGAGUUUCCUUCAUACCAAGCCCUAGGCGGGCACAAGGCAAGUCACAGAAAACUUGCUGGAGGCGGCGAAGCCCAAACCACUUCGAGUACAACUGCUUCUGCCACAACAACAACCGUAUCUUUCGGAAGCGGUAGGGUUCAUGAGUGUUCCAUCUGCCACAAGACUUUUUCCACUGGACAAGCCUUGGGUGGUCACAAGAGGUGUCACUAUGAAGGCAUCUCAGGAGGCGGCGAAAAGAGUGGCGUGACUUCAACUUCUGAAGGUGCUGGAUCUACUAACACUCGUAUUCAUAGCGACAACCAGAGUCACCAUGACUUUGACCUUAAUGUUCCUGCCUUGCCAGAGUUCUCUUCCGAUUUCUUUGUAUCUGGUGAUGAUGAAGUUAUGAGCCCUCUACCGGCAGUGAAAAAGCUUCGCGUUUUGAUGCCACCCAAAAUUGAAGUCUCUCAAGCUCAGUAG
Molecule: messenger RNA, 753 nt
Organism: Dovyalis caffra
Lineage: Eukaryota; Viridiplantae; Streptophyta; Magnoliopsida; Malpighiales; Salicaceae
Source: the annotation of a GenBank genome assembly